Messenger RNA from Lepidothrix coronata (blue-crowned manakin), 1179 nucleotides. Its product is annotated as skin secretory protein xP2-like. Bases 1 to 1179 code for a protein of 392 amino acids. The record is from RefSeq and is a predicted model, not a curated record. The transcript has a single exon. NCBI's taxonomy places the organism in Eukaryota, Metazoa, Chordata, Aves, Passeriformes, Pipridae.
AUGGCCCCGCACCCCCAGCCCGCAACGGGGUCACGGCCGCGCCGGCGGCUCCCACCGGGAAGUGCCGCGUCAGCGCCCGCCGCCCGCCGUGAUCCAACGCGAUGUGACAGCGGGGCCAUCGCCAGCAUCCCGCCGCUGCCCCGCGCCGGGCAGGGCGCCGGCACCCCUCUGCACUCACCGGGGAGGAGCCCCUCGCCCUCCGCUCCGCGCCGCCAGCCCCCCGCACCGGCCCCGCAGCUCCGCGUCCCGCCGGCGUCGCACCUCGGGGGGGGCAGGGGGGCAUCGGCUGCCGGCACGCGGCCCUGGGGGCACCCCCCCCGCAGUCCAGUGCACGCCCCGUGCCCCUCACCCCUCCGGCCCACGGCGCACUCGGGCAGCCCGGCGGGGAGCAGCCCCCCAAAUCUGGGGCGGGCAGCGGCUCCUGGCCAAGGGCCCGGCACUGCCCUCCCGGUGCCAGCACCGGUGCCGGUGCCAGUGCCGGGGUCUGGCGAGGCCGCAGGGCUCCCCGUGUCCAGCGGAACAAAGCCGCGGCUGUUUGCGGAGGGCACCGCGGCCAGAGACCGGCUCUUAAUGAGGCCGGGGCCGGCGGGGGUCCCGGCACUGGCGUGGGUCCCGGUGCCGGCGGGUGUCCCGGGCUCGGACGGUUCUCACCAUAAAUCAACCUCGCAGCAGCCCCGGCUCUGCGGGAGCAGACACGGCCCUGGAUCCCCCCGCUGGGCCUGCGGCACCGCUGCGGCUGCCGGGCGCCACGACUCUCCCGGGGUCCAUCCCAUCCCAAUUCUCCCGGACUCCAUCUCCACCCUCGCCGAGUCCAUCCCCACCCUCGCCGGGGUCCAUCUCCACCCUCGCCGAGUCCAUCCCCACCCUCGCCGGACUCCAUCUCCACCCUCGCCGAGUCCAUCCCCACCCUCGCCGGGGUCCAUCUCCACCCUCGCCGAGUCCAUCCCCACCCUCGCCGGGGUCCAUCUCCCCCCUCGCCGGGGUCCAUCCCCACCCCCGUCGGGCUCCGUUCCAGCCCGACCCCGGCUCGGUGGCUCGCUGCGGUGCCAGGCCCCGCGGUGGCUCUCUGCCCGCUGCGGUGACACAGGGGCCGGUGGCCGCCAGCAGCCCCGUGACCGGCAUCCGCCGGCGCCCGUUACUCACGCCCCAGCGCCCCGACUCUGCGGCGCGGCGUGGUAA